AUGGUUCAGGAAGGAGAAGGCGAAGAGUGCGGCCCCGCCUCAGCAGAAGAUGAAUCGAGGCUGCAGCACUUAGGUUUUGCUGCAGCAGACGGAGCAGCAGCAGCAGCAGCAGCAGCUGCUGCUGCUGCUGCUGCUGCUGCUGCACCUGCUGCAGCAGCACCUGCUGCAGCAGCACCUGCUGCUGCUGGCGUUCCGUCGCUUGCUGCAGAUGGUAGCGCACAAGGGGGGGCAGCAAUCUCAGCAGCUCAGCUGCAGCAGCAGCAGCAAGUGCAGCAGCAGCAGCAACUGCAGCAGCAGCAGCUGCAGCAGCAGCAGUUACAGUCGCAGCAGAUGCAGCAGCAGCAAGUGAACGCAGCGUUGAAUUAUAUGUACGAAGGGUGCCUGCAGCAGCAGCAGCAGCAGCUGCAGCAGCAACAGCUGCAGGAGCAGCAGCUACGCCAGCAGCAGCUGCAGCAGCAGCAGCUGCAGCAGCACCCUCAACUGCAGCAGAUGACGCCUCAGGCACUGCAGCAGCAGCAGCUUCAGCAGCAGCAGCAGUUGCAGCAACAACUGCAGCAGCAGCAACUGCAGCAGCAGCAAUUGCAGCAGCAGCAGCUGCAGCAGCAACAGUUGCAACAACAGCAACUGAAGCAGCAGCAGCAGCUGCAGCCGUUGCAGCAGGCCGACAUGCAGCAGCAGCUGUUGCGGCAGCAGCAGCAGCUGCAGCAGCAGCACUUUCAGCAGCAGCAGCUGCAGCAGCUGCAGCAGCAGCAGCUGCAGCCCGUGCUGCAGCAGCAACCGAUGCAGCAUUUGCAGCUGCAGCACCUGCAGCAGCAGCAGCUGCAGCAGCAGCACCUACAACAGCUACGACAGCAGCAGCUGCAGCAGCAGCAGCUGCAGCAGCUGCAACAGCAAGGCCAAGCAGCAGGCGAGUCGGCUCAAGCGGGAACCCGCAGCAGCAGCAACUGA
This is a messenger RNA of Eimeria mitis, 948 nucleotides long. RefSeq lists its product as uncharacterized. The coding region runs from base 1 to 948 and encodes 315 amino acids. The transcript has 2 exons. The record is from RefSeq and is a predicted model, not a curated record. Lineage: Eukaryota; Apicomplexa; Conoidasida; Eucoccidiorida; Eimeriidae.